Molecule: messenger RNA, 1032 nt
Organism: Chelonus insularis
Lineage: Eukaryota; Metazoa; Arthropoda; Insecta; Hymenoptera; Braconidae
Exons: 2
Coding region: 282-632 (116 amino acids)
Source: RefSeq, a predicted model, not a curated record
CGUCGCGACGUUCGUUUCGAAUUUUAUCCUUCAUUUUCCCUCACCAUUUUUAUCACGACAAUCUUCCCUACGUCAUAAUUAUAUAUACAUAUACAUUAUUCACAAACAUCCACAUAAAAUCCUAACAUUUAUUCACAAGUCUUAUAAUACCUAGUAGUUGAUGUAAAUAAAUUUUUUGACGCGAACAAACUGCAAGUGCGAUUUUUUCAUACUAUAAGAGGCUGCUAUAAAAGAGGGUGAGUUCUUCCAUCCGCGAUUCUGAGGAUCGAUAAACCAGGAGAAUGUUCAAGAAAGCACUCACUGAGUCUGGCAGAAGGAUUCUAAAAGCGAUUAAAAAAUUGUCAACGAAGAGUCGAGCAAUGAGGAAAUCACAAGAAAAGCAACGAACAUUAAUUAAUCAACAAGUUAAUUACGAAUUGGUAACAACAACAAUACCAGGAUGGAGUCCAACGUAUAUAGAGUCAGAUGUCACAUCAUUGUCUUGGUCCUUAAACUCUUUGGAUGCUAAGAGCGUUGACACGUAUGUGACGUAUGUUAUGGAGGGUUUGGAUGAGUGCAAUUCAAUGUGCUGCUACUGUACCGAGCACGAGAAUCAGAGAAAUGAGAACAAGGAAAACGAGAUGAUUAUUUAACCAAAAAUGAUACGAAGAUUUUUUAAUAUUAAUAUUUAUUUACUCAUAUAUUUAUAGCCAAAAAAAAAUGCAAGAAUAACCAAAGUUACCAAGUACUAAAAAAAAUAUCAAUAAUUAUAAUUAAUUAUAAAUAUUUAAUGGAAGAGAGAAUUUUUUAUGACGGUACAGUAGAAUAAAUUUAGGUUGACCUUUGAUUAAGGGAUUAAAUUAAGUGAUUAAUUAAUAAAAUUAAUUAAGCUCAUAAAAAACUAAUUUAAAGUCAAUCUUCCAUUUACUCACGAUAGCAAUAAUUAUUAGCUUACGAUUAAAUCAUGGCAACGAAAUGUUUUUUUGUUCAAUUGCCUAUUUUAUCGGCACCAAAGCAAAUGAUAAUGAAUAAUUAUAAUUAUUAUAUAGAGAC